This is a messenger RNA of Carlito syrichta (Philippine tarsier), 2018 nucleotides long. RefSeq names its product zinc finger protein 596 (gene ZNF596). The record is from RefSeq and is a predicted model, not a curated record. Gene Ontology annotation, molecular function: DNA-binding transcription activator activity, RNA polymerase II-specific; RNA polymerase II cis-regulatory region sequence-specific DNA binding. Gene Ontology annotation, cellular component: nucleus. The coding region runs from base 154 to 1683 and encodes 509 amino acids. NCBI's taxonomy places the organism in Eukaryota, Metazoa, Chordata, Mammalia, Primates, Tarsiidae. Gene Ontology annotation, biological process: regulation of transcription by RNA polymerase II. The transcript is spliced from 6 exons.
UGCAUUUGUAAAGAAUGCUGCAUUGGAUGCCUCGUAGCACACUGACUUCUCUGCAGAUGUCUGAGGUUUCCUCCACUUCUGAUUUGCCUCCUUAGUGCUUGGACUGUGUGAGAGAAAACCCCAAGUGAUACAAUUGGCAGCCGAACUAGUACAAUGCAGUCACUGGAACCCAUGACAUUCAAGGAUGUAGUUGUUGACUUCACUCAGGAAGAGUGGGCCCUGCUGGACACAUCCCAGAGACAGCUGUUCAGAGAUGUGAUGCUGGAGAACAUUAGUCACCUGGUCUCUAUUGGCAAACAGCCCUGCAAAUCAGUUGUGCUUUCCCAUUUGGAGCAAGGAGAGGAACUUUCAAGAGAAGAAAUAAGUUUUCUGCAAGGUCAGAAUCCAGGUGAGGAAGGUAACCUUAAACAACAAGAAAUGACAUCCGUGCAUCUUAUCUAUCAAAAGGAUGCAUUCACCAUUGGCACCAUGCAGAGAUCUCAUACUCAAGAGGAUUCUUUUGAAUGUAAUGAUUUGAGAGAAGAUUUCAAUGAACAUAUAACAUUGACUCAAAAACUGAUAAGUCACAUAGGAAAAAAACCCUGUGUAAGCAGAAAGUUUGAGGAAGCCUUCUGUGACUGGUCAUCCUUUAAUCAACGUAAGGAAAUUAAUGCUAGAUAUAAAUCAUAUGGAAGUCAUCUAUAUGGCUAUACCUUUAGUCAAAGUUCUGCCCUUAUACAACAUAGUAAGACUCACAAUGGAGAGAGAACAUUGGAGUGUCAUGUGUGUGGGAAAACCUUCAGCAAAAGUACUAAUCUUAGACGACAUGAAAUGAUUCACACUGGAGAGAAACCACAUGAAUGCCAUUUAUGUGGCAAAGCCUUUACUCAUUGCUCUGAUCUUCGAAAACAUGAGCGAACUCACACUGGAGUGAAACCCUAUGGAUGUCAUCUAUGUGGGAAAGCUUUCAGUAAAAGUUCUAACCUUAGACGACAUGAGAUGAUUCAUACUAGAGAGAAAGCACGUGUAUGUCAUCUAUGUGGGAAAACUUUCACUUAUUGCUCUGACCUUAGAAAACAUGAAAUAACUCACUUUGGAGAGAAACCAUAUGGAUGUCAUCUAUGUGGAAAGGCCUUCAGUAAAUGUUCCUAUCUUAGACAGCAUGAGAGAACUCACAGUGGAGAGAAACCAUAUGAAUGUCAUCUUUGUGGAAAAGCCUUCUCCCAGCGUUCUCACCUUAGGCAACAUGAAAGAAGUCACAGUGGAGAGAAACCACAUGGGUGUCAUCUGUGUGGGAAAGCCUUCACUGAAUCUUCUGUGCUUAAACGACAUGAGAGAACUCACACUGGAGAAAAACCAUAUGACUGUCAUGUAUGUGGGAAAGCUUUCACUGAAUCUUCUGACCUUAGGCGACACCAGAGAACUCACACAGGAGAGAAACCAUAUAAAUGCCAUCUAUGUGGAAAAGCCUUCAAUCAUUCUUCUGUACUUAGACGACAUGAGAGAACUCACACUGGAGAGAAACCAUAUGAAUGCAACAUAUGUGGAAGAGCCUUCAACAGAAGUUAUAACUUUAGACUUCAUAAGAGAGUUCAUACCGGAGAGAAACCAUAUGUAUGUUCUCUAUGUGGGAAAGCCUUUAGUAAAAUUUUUAACCUUAGACAACAUGAGAGAAUUCACACUAAAAAAGUAAUAAAUCUUUAAAGUUCAUCAGCCUUAGUUUCAAUCCCUAAAUACUCCAGAGGACUAAAACACUGAGGAAACAUUAUGUCUAUAACUGGUGUGGAAAAUCCUUUAUCUAUCACUACAACUUGAUACAUCCUAAAUUAAUUCAAAUUGGAGAGGAUCUAUGUAUAUGUUAUCUAUAUGACAUAAACUUUAGACGCAGGACUGACCAUAUAUUGCCAUGAGAUAAACUAUAAAUGAAUUAAAUGUGGAAAAUCUUCACCUGCAACUCUGUUAAACACCAGGGGAAAUCACAUAUCAGAUAAAUUCUGUGCCUGCCAUCAAUGUGAAAAUGCUUUUAUUUAUAAUUUGCC